AUGAAAGGCAAGAAAGCAUUUCACAAAUUAUCGUCUGCUGAAAGGGGAGCCUUAAUCACUAUUGUGACUUGUAUGUCAGCUUCAGGUCAAUUCAUUCCUCCAUUAAUGAUGUUUCCAAGAAAAAAUAUGAAAGCCGAACUACUUAAUGGAGCACCUCCAGGCACCAUUGGUUGCAUUCAGGGUUCCGCAUGUGGCCCCAUUCUGUGGAACAUCAUCAUUAACGACCUCCUCAACAACAUCGCUCUACCGUCAGGAUGCGCAAUACAAGCCUACGCCGAUGACGUCCUUCUGAUUGCAUCGGCAAAGGAUCUACCAACUCUAGAAUACGCCGUUAAUACAGCACUCGAGAAUAUUCGCCUAUGGGGAAAUAGCACGGUAGCAAACACGAGAACGGCUCUACAGGCGCUUCUUUUGUGGUAUACCGCCCCCUUGAACGCACACACAAAACACGUCAAACUUCACCACACCAGCUCUGUAUUUCAAGCAGAGCUUGUCGCUAUCAAACACAACAAAAACAUCAUCCACACAGACUCACUCUCCUCAAUCUCUGCCCUCAAACAGAGCAACAACACACACCCCACCGUGACAGACAUACACAAAACACUUCACCAAAUCCAUUCCACUCACACUCACAACAAUAUACUCUUCAGCUGGGUGAAGGGGCACUCGGGUGUCGAGGGGAAUGAAGCAGCAGAUAAAGCCGCUAAUAAGGCCGCAAGCGCUCAUAAAGCACCAGAUUUCAUUUCAUGCCCCAUUUCUUACAUCAAGAAAAUGAUCAAAGAUGAAACAUCAGUAACUUCCCAAACUAGAUAUUCUAACGAAAGUAAAGGGGCCCACACCAAAAAUAUAUUCUUUCUUCUCACCGACAUUGAUACGUUCUUUAAAGCCAUUCCCGUUUCGUUCCAAAUGACGCAAUUCCUAACAGCCCACUCUUAUGCAAAACAUUGCUUACACCGAUUCCACAUUUCCGACGACCCCUUCUGUCCUUGCGACAAUACCUCCAAAGAGCUAUUUAGCUCUUGA
Molecule: messenger RNA, 1023 nt
Organism: Leptosia nina
Lineage: Eukaryota; Metazoa; Arthropoda; Insecta; Lepidoptera; Pieridae
Source: the annotation of a GenBank genome assembly